Clunio marinus is the source of this 3509-nucleotide messenger RNA. NCBI's taxonomy places the organism in Eukaryota, Metazoa, Arthropoda, Insecta, Diptera, Chironomidae. The record is from the annotation of a GenBank genome assembly.
GACAAAUAGGGAUACUAAAAACUAUCAAAAUAAAACGAUAAAAAAUGUUUGUUUCUGACGUUGGUGAUGUAAAAAUUUUCAAUUUAAGUGCAGGAAAGUCACUGCCGGAUUGGCUUACAGAUCGAAAGAAGAGAUCUGCUCUCAACAAAAAUGUUGAUUUACGGAGAAGAAUAGUUCUUAUUCAGGAUUUUGAAAUGCCGGGAGUUUCAACAUCGAUUCGUAUGUCACCGGACAAUCAAUUUAUUCUUGCAACCGGAACAUACAAACCAAGAGUUAAAUGCUAUGAUGUUAAUCAUUUAUCAGUUAAAUUUGAGAGAUGUUUUGAUUCAGAAGUCGAAACAUUUGAGAUUUUAAGUGAAGAUUACAGCAAAAUGGUUUUCCUUCAUACUGACCGAUAUUUGGAGUUUCAUGUUGGUCAUGGCAGACAUUACAAAUUAAGAGUACCGAAAAUUGGCCGUUCACUAAGUUAUCAUACACCUUCAUGUGAUUUACUAAUUGUUGGAUCAUCACCGGAUAUCUACAGGCUUAAUCUUGAGCGUGGUCAAUUUCUGCAACCAUUCGAGACACAAUGUAGCGGAUUUAACACUAGCGACAUAAAUCCUGAACAUCAAUUGCUAUGUGUUGGAUCAGCCGAAGGAACCGUUGAAGCUUGGGAUCCAAGAGACAAGAAAAAAUGUUCUUCACUUGAUGUUGCUAUGAAAAUUAAAAACAAUCGUGAAUUUCCUUCAAUUACUUCAAUAAAAUUCAAAAAUGGUCUUCAAAUGGGCGUUGGAACGGCAACUGGUCAUGUUCUAAUUUAUGACAUUCGAUCAAACGAACCGUUAAUUAUUAAAGAUCAUCUCAAUAGACUUCCUGUAAAGAAGAUUGCAUUUAAUCAAAGCCAUAAUGUUGUUUGUUCAAUGGAUAGUGCAAUGUUGAAGAUUUGGGAUGAGACUUCAGGUAAACAAACAGCGUAUAUCGAAUCACAAUCAAAUUUCAAUGACUUUUGUACGAUUCCAAACACGGGAAUGUUUUUCUUUGCUCAAGAAGACGUUAAAAUGCAAACAUUUUACAUUCCAUCGCUUGGACCAGCACCUAAAUGGUGCUCAUUUCUUGAUAAUCUUACGGAAGAAAUUGAAUCGGAAGUUGCACAAAAUAUUUACGAUGAUUAUAAAUUUGUGACGAAACAAGAGCUUGUAGAUUUGGGACUUGAUCAUCUUGAAGGAACAAAUCUACUCAAAGCUUAUAUGCAUGGUUACUUCGUUGAUAUGAGAUUGUAUCAGAAAGCAGUGUCAACAGUCAAUCCAUUUACAUUCGAGAAAUACAGGAAGGAAAAAGUAGCAAAGAAGAUUGAAGAAACUCGACCGCAACGUUUGCAAGUUAAAUCUGAUGUUCCGAAAGUUAAUAAAGAAGUUGCUUUGAAAUUUAUGGAUAUUGAAGAAACAGGAAAGAAAACAAAGAAUCCAAAUCUCUUGCGAGAUGACCGUUUCAAAGCGAUGUUUGAAAAUCCAGAUUUCGAAGUUGAUAAGGAAACUGAAGAGUACCGUCUUUUGAAGCCGCUUUUAGUUCAACUUGACAAGAGUAAACUGAAGAAAUUGGAGAAGAAAUACAAAGAGCAAGAUAAAAAUAUUGAUGAAAAUGAGCAAAGCACUGACGAUGACCUGUUUUCGGAGAAAGAUGAAAGUUCUGAUGAUGAUAUUCAAUGGACAAAAGAAGUGAAGAAAGAAUAUAAAAAGAUUCGAAAGGAAAAGAAGCGACAAGAAAAUGAAUCAUCGCCAGAACCUGAAAAUGAUCACCAGAAAUCUGUUGAAAUGCACGAUAUUGAUGAUUUUAAUUUGAAGGAAGUUUCAAGAAAAUCUUGUAACUUAAAUACCAUGGAAAUUGUCAAAAAAAAUUUCAUUGAUUUUUUACCGGAAGUCAUCAAAGAUAUUGAAGAAUGUGCUUUCAUAUCAUUCGAUGGAGAAUUCACUGGAUUAGCGAGUGAAAGAAACAUAAUGCCUUUCGAUACAAGCCAAGAGUAUUAUGAAAAGCAAAUGAAAACAUCUUCUGGUUUCAUUCUCAUCCAACUUGGUUUAACUUUUUUCAAAAUAAAACCAGAAUCGGAGAAAGUUUCCUUAAAAUCUUACAACAUUUUUGUUUAUCCGCAAUCUAAGAAUGCUACAUUUCAAUGUCAGGGACAAAGCUUAUCAUUCUUGGCAGAAAAUGGAUUUGACUUCAACAAGCUUUUUAAAAAUGGAAUUUCAUUUUGUAAUGCAAUGGAAGAAGAAAAAUUGCGACAAGAAAUGCAAGAAAAACAAGAUUUGAGACUUGAACAGUUGAAGGAAAAUUCCAAUGAUGAAGAGCAAGAUACAACAGCACGAAAUUAUAUCCCAAUUCCAGAAAACGAAAAAGAAAUCAUAGCAAAUGCUCAAUUAAAAAUUCAGUCGAUCAUCGAUGGAAAAGAGAAAAACGCAACAUUUGAUAAGUUGAAUAAUUUUCAACGCAAACUAAUUUACGAACUUAUAGAACGAGAAUUUCACAACAAAGUCUCAACGUCUACAAAAAAUCUGGAAAAUAACAGAAAAGUUCUUAUUGUGGAAGUAAAGCGAACAGCAGAAGAGGAACUUGGUCUUGAGAGACAUCGUCAAAAGGAAGAAGAAUUAAAGCUAGCAGAAAGUGUUGGUCUUCGUUUGCUUCUCAAAGCAAUUUCUGCAUCAAAGAAACUUAUCGUUGGACAUAAUUGUCUUCUCGAUUUAAUGUAUCUUAUGACACAAUGCUUUGAGAAUUUACCAACAGAUUACAAUGAAUUUAAAUCGCUCACUCAUCGAAUCUUUCCAAACAUCAUUGACACGAAAUUCAUCGCAUCAAGUGAAAAGUUCAAAGAUAUCUUUUCAUCGACUGUAUUGACUCAUCUUUACGAUCGAUUAAAACAACAACCAUUUGAAGAAAUGAAAUAUGAAUUCGAGGAUCCUUAUCGAAGUUAUUCGUUAGACAAUCCUAAAGAACAUGAAGCUGGCUAUGAUUCAUUUCUUACUGGUUAUUGUUUACUUGUGUUGCUUAAGUAUUUAAAAGUCUCAUUGAAUCAACAUUUCGAGCCAACAAAAUGCAAGGAACUCAUCCCCUACCUAAACCGUAUCGCACUUCAAAGAAUUCAAACUCCUUAUAUUUAUAUAACAGGAAACGAGCCAUCUUUUUCACGAUCUCAUGUCUUUUUUGUGAAAUUUCCAUCAACAUGGCGAACAAAUGAUCUGCAAGACCAGUUUAAAAAUUAUGGACCAGUUCAAAUUACAUGGGUUAAUGGAACCUCAGCAUUCAUUUCACUUUAUAAUCGAGAGAAUUCGAGUUGUGUGUUGAAAACAAUAUCACGAUCACCAGGAUUUGAAAUUCAAUCCUUUGAUGAAUUUCGAUCACUUGAAAAUCUUCGAAAAAUUGAUUUAAAUCGUAAACGAAAAAUUGAAGUGACAGCAGAUGAAAAAAUGGAUUCCGCAUCAACAGUAAUUGGAGGAAAAAAGAAACGCGAAGGGAAAAAAGCUUUUCCUGAAAAUGAUGUG